AUGUCCUCAUCGCAGGCCCCUGGUGACCGUAAUGGUGGCGACCAGCCAUCUGCCAAAAUUUUCUCUCUUUCAUCUAGUUCAAAUGGACCUGCCAAGAAAACCGCCUUCAACCUUCAAUCGAGUCGCGGGCGACUCGGCGCAAACAAGAGCCACGCUCUUCCCCGCCGUCCACACCAACUUAGACACAGCGGUGAUUCAUCAGACGAAGAUGAGCGCGCUCCCGCUCAUGAGGAAGUCUCUGGCUUUGACACACUCACCGGUGAAGCUAUUACCGCCGACGGAAAGGCUAUAAACGAUGCAAAUGAGCCACUGGUCAUUCCAGUCACGAGCAAAAAUAAUUGGCGCGAUAGACCUGGGACAAAUGCAAAGAAGAGCAAGAAAAAUCUUCUACCAGCCGAGGUCCAGGCUUUACAAGAGGCCCAACGAAAUGGACAGGCGCCUUCUGGCGGUGCGGUUGAGACGGAGGGCCCGAGUAUGGCUUACGGCCUCAGCUUCGUUGAUAAGCCUGCGGAUCAAGGGACGACUGAGACUAAGCCUCUUACGGAUGACCAGCUGGCCAUGCAAGCUUUGAUCAGCGAGAGCAAGGGCGAGGUGGAGCGGAGGUCAGACCUUGUUAUCCAGACAUCUGCAUCUCGUGAUGACGAGGACGAAGCGUCUGGCCGUUACGAUGAAACAAGCUCUUUCCGAACAGACACCAAUACAACGCCAUCCCUGUUGAAAGAAUUCGGAGCUGCGCUUCUCCGCGGAAUGGGCUGGAAAGAUGGACAACCCAUCGGACGGGGCAACUAUGGGUCUGCCGUUAAAGUGGACAGCAAUAAACCUCGGGUUCCAGAGAGACGUCCUGGCUUCCUGGGUAUUGGAGCCAAGGACUCAACAGGUGGAAAGGGCGCUGAGGCUGAGUUCGGCGCUUGGGGAAAAGCGGCGAUGCGCAAGGCGUCCAGGAAGGCGGGGGAGGAGAAUGGAAACAGAAACACCGAGGGUGUGUAUAUGCCAAUCACGAUGCAGAACAAGAAAACGGGAGAGCACAUUACAGAGGCGGAGCUAGAAGAACUGAAGAAAGCGUCCAAGUCCGAGCCCGCUAAGGACGACUGGCGCGAUCGCCGGGAUCGCAAUUUGGAGAAGAGCGGACGUGAUAGUGAUCGAGAUCGGGAUCGAAGCUAUCGUCAACGGGACUACGACAAUGAUCGCUCUGACCGGAGGACUGGAUCCUCAAAGAGAGACCGAAGCUCAUCUGCCAGUCGCCAUUCCUCCCGGCGCUCGCGCUAUGAUGAAGAAGAUCGUCGCAAAGAUGAUCGGUCAUAUCGAGACCGUGACCGUGACCGUGACCGUGACCGUGACCGUGACCGUGACCGUGACCGCGACAGAGAUCGGCGACGGGAUCGCGAUGAGGAACAAGACUCUCGCCGGGACAGGGAUCGUGAUCGUGAUCGUGAUCGACGACAUCGCGACGACAAGUACAGCGGCUCCAAGCAAUCGUCUCACUCGUCUCGAAACGACCGAGACCGCGAUCGUGGCCGCGAUUCUCGUCGAAGCCGGAGGGACGAUUGA
Messenger RNA from Penicillium maclennaniae, 1548 nucleotides. It is a transcript of the gene spp2, whose product is annotated as spliceosome ATPase-activating subunit SPP2. NCBI's taxonomy places the organism in Eukaryota, Fungi, Ascomycota, Eurotiomycetes, Eurotiales, Aspergillaceae. Bases 1 to 1548 code for a protein of 515 amino acids. Gene Ontology annotation, biological process: mRNA splicing, via spliceosome. The record is from RefSeq and is a predicted model, not a curated record. Gene Ontology annotation, cellular component: spliceosomal complex. The transcript is spliced from 3 exons. Gene Ontology annotation, molecular function: nucleic acid binding.